GGAAAUUCGAAUUCGGAUAAAUUCGAAAAAAUGGCGCCAUUUAAAAUUGUCUUCCGCCACUGCAUGUGAAUAACUCAUCGCCGGCGUCCCAAAAUGUCUCUAGCUACGAAAAUGUCGCGUCCGGAGCUACACAAAACCGAUUCCACGGGUUCGGGUCCUCCGGAUUCAGAUUCAUUGCUUUCAGAACCUCCAGAUAUUGGAAACUGGUUUUCGAGCUACGUAUAUGAAUCCCCCGAGCUGAAUACAUUGGAUGGGUUGCAAGAUUUUCAUGGGCCUAGAGAAACUUGCCUCGAGGAAGGAAAGAAGGGGAAAUCCGGAGAAAUUCCAGUGGCGGUUGAAUCAAUUGAUGGCUCGGUUUCUGCAGGCAGGAAACUGUUGGGUAAAGCUAUCGACUGUGGAAAAUCGGAUGAACUCGAACACGUCAAAUUAGCUGCAACGGUUGCAGGAUCAUCAGAAUCGCUAUCGUUUUCUUCAGAGCCUCCUGACAUUAAGAACUGGUUCUCAAGCUAUUUCUAUGAGUCGUCACCGCUGGACACAACUCGUGAUUUUACAGUAUCUGAGUAUAGAGUGAAGGAAGAUUGUGAAUUAUAUAAUGCUCAAAAGAACCACAAAAAUGAGAACUGUGGUGUUAUGGACUUUGAUGUUAAAGGAAGUAUAGAGCUGCCCAAUCAAAGUAGAACCUCAUGUGUGGUUGUCAAAUGCACCAAUUUGGUCGAAGAUAGCAAAGUGGACUAUAAACCACUUGGCACAGCUGAUGUUCAUAAUGGUUCUCUUACGCCAAUGUCUAGUCGGUCGACUCACAGAAAUAUUUCCCAGCAAAUCUUGCCUGAAAAGAGAACAGCGAACUGUGAUCUUGGUUCCAGUCAAAAGUUUGGAGACACAAAUACCAAUGGCGAAGAUAACGACAUGAAGUUAGAUUCCAGUUUGUUUGAAAGAACUGCUCCUAAAGAAAACAAUUAUAUUCCAAAGUUGGCAGGAAGUAAAGAUUGCACUAAAGAUAGCUUAGAAGAGGAAGAUAUAAAAGAAAUUGCUUCACCUGGUAUUUUAGGUUCACCAGUGUCUAAAGAAGAUUCCUCCAGAAAUCGUGCUAACAUGAGAAGCACUGGAAAGGAGAACAAGAAGACCGAACUAUUCGAAAAUGGUUUCGUUUCUGUAAGGAAAGGAAGCAAAGAAAAUGCUGGCAACUUAACUAAGCCUGCACGUUUUCAGUUUGAGUCCUCAGGACAUGAAGUAAAACCUGUGAUGAGAUGUCAGAAGAAUGCAAACACAUGUAGGAAAGUUUUGUCUGAAACAACUAACUUUCUCUCUCCUGUAGUAGUUGAAAGUACUGGAAAAUGGUGUUGCCCUCAGAAGAAUAAACCAGACAAUGGUCCACCUCGAAAGCAGCUUCGGCUGGAGCAAUGGGUUCAUCGAGUAUAAUGUAAUAUUUCGAGACUGUACACUUGCUGCUAGAAACAUUGUUUGUUUGAUAGGUACUCAUUCUUUACUUUAACUUGUUAAGAGUUUGAGUUUGGUUGAUAAGUUUUUAAUAUAUGCUUGAUUGGCCUCUUCAGUUAAGUCUGGUUUUAACAUAUGAAGAUUCAGUGGAUGUUGAUUCAUUCUUUCAUGG
Molecule: messenger RNA, 1609 nt
Organism: Striga asiatica
Lineage: Eukaryota; Viridiplantae; Streptophyta; Magnoliopsida; Lamiales; Orobanchaceae
Source: the annotation of a GenBank genome assembly